This is a messenger RNA of Rhea pennata, 3236 nucleotides long. It is a transcript of the gene MBOAT1, whose product is annotated as membrane bound O-acyltransferase domain containing 1. Gene Ontology annotation, cellular component: membrane. Gene Ontology annotation, molecular function: acyltransferase activity. Lineage: Eukaryota; Metazoa; Chordata; Aves; Rheiformes; Rheidae. The record is from RefSeq and is a predicted model, not a curated record. Bases 26 to 1510 code for a protein of 494 amino acids. The transcript has 13 exons. Gene Ontology annotation, biological process: lipid modification.
CGGACGCGCGCGGCGGGGAUGCAGCAUGGCAGAGGCGCCCGGCGCCCCGCACCGCACCACGGGCUCCACCCUGCUGCACCCGCUCAGCGCCCUGCUGGGCAUCCCGCUGGACCAGAUCAAUUUUGUAGCCUGUCAACUGUUUGCCCUUUUGGCUGCUUUUUGGUUUCGUAUUUACUUGGGUCCCAGUCAUGCCAGUUCUGCUGUUCGCCACGCAUUUGCCACCCUCUUUGGAAUAUACUUUGCUGUCUUCUGCUUUGGGUGGUAUUCCAUACAUCUUUUUGUCCUGGUGAUGAUGAACUAUGGCAUUAUGAACAUGGCGAGUAUUCCAAACAUCCACAGGUACUCCUUUGUCGUAGCUAUGGGAUACCUCACGUUAUGCCACAUAAGCCGAAUAUACAUAUUUCACUAUGGUAUUCUUACUACAGAUUUUUCUGGUCCCUUGAUGAUAAUUACACAGAAGAUCACAACACUUGCAUGCCAGCUCCAUGAUGGAAUAGGGCGACAAGCUGAGGAACUCACUGCUGAGCAAAAUCGACUUGCUGUAAAGACCAGACCUUCUUUACUGGAGUACUUAAGUUAUCUCCUCAAUUUUAUGAGCAUCAUAGCUGGGCCGUGCAGCAAUUACAAGGAUUACAUAGCCUUCAUUGAAGGAAGGCACGUGCACAUGAAACUCUUGGAAGUGAACUGGAAGCAGAAGGGUUAUGACAGACUUCCUGAUCCAUCUCCAACUGGAGCAGUGAUGUACAAGCUGUGUAUCACAGUUGUAUCUCUAGUUUUGUUCUUAACACUUACCAAGAACUUCCCUGUGGCAUAUAUUGUUGAUAAUGAAUUUCUUGAGAAAACAUCCUUCUUGUCAAGACUUGGUUACCUGUAUGUUGUUACACAGGCAGCAAAGCCAAAGUAUUACUUUGCAUGGACGUUAGCAGAUGCAGUCAACAAUGCGGCUGGUUAUGGAUUCAGUGGAGUGGAUGAGAGAGGCAUUUUCCGUUGGGACCUGUUAUCCAAUUUAAAUAUCUGGAAUAUUGAGACUGCGACAAGUUUUAAAAUGUACAUUGAAAACUGGAACAUUCAGACAGCUGCCUGGCUAAAACGAGUUUGCUACGACAGAGCUCCCUGGUACCCUACAGCUUUGACAUUUAUCCUGUCGGCCCUGUGGCAUGGUAUCUAUCCUGGAUAUUAUUUUACGUUCCUCACUGGAAUCCUUAUCACGCUCGCAGCCAGAGCAAUAAGAAACAAUUGCAGACAAUACUUCCUGGCACCAGUGCCUCUCAAGGCAGCCUAUGAUAUUGCUACAUGGGUUGUCACUCAACUGGCUGUUUGCUAUACUGUUGCACCUUUCGUUAUGCUGGCUGUUGAGCCCACAAUUAAGUUUUAUAAGUCUAUGUAUUUCCACAUGCACAUCCUAAGCAUCCUGGUGUUGCUAGUGUUACCAAUCAGACCUCAAGCUCACUCCAUAAGAAGGCCUCAAAAGCAGGUCACGCAGAACUCUGUUAAAAACAAAGACAAAUGACACCUCCAAAGAAAACCGUUGACACUGGGACGUGAACUGUCACAUUGGAAACAAACAGGGAAGAAGAAAAAGGGGGGGAGGGGAGGGACAAGCUGCAAGAGAAAUGGCAUUACUAUUGCUCAUCAUAAAACCUUACUGGAGAGGGCAGAAAAGAGCCAGAAAGACUGUGUUUCAGAUAACUCCAGGUAACAGAGUUAUACAGGUGACUUUUACAGGCUCAAGGGGCAUUUUGAUUUUUUUUUUUAAAUAAAUAUUUUUAUGAAGUGUUUUUAUAUAUUUAAACUUUUUCACACAGAGAGGUGUUUUUGCUCUUUUACAGAAAUAUACCAUUAUUAAACAAUACUAUUGUGAUUAAAGGGACAGGAAGGACCUAGUAAAGAGUUAAACCAGCUGCUUAGUAGCCUGGCGCUCGGGACGGCUGGUGAGACAGCUUUUCGUAUGGUGGCAAAGAAGAGAGAGGACGUGCAUGGAGAACCACAGAAAUGGGAGUGCUCGAUGUGCCGGCGCUGACUGCUGCCCCGGCAGGGAGAAGAGAGAGCCGGGCUUUCCCGGGCAAGCCCCGCAGCAGGGACUCCUGCCUGAGCUUGGCAGGGAGCAUAUUCCACCUCCCUCAAAGUGAGCCUGCUGGUAUGAGGGCAGGGCAAGUCCCUUGGGAAGAGGCGCCCGGGAACACUGCCAACCACUUAGGUCAAAGCUUAAAGCCAAGUAAAAGCAACAUGAAAAGGGAAGAAAGCCCAGAGUAGUGAAAAUAAGGGAAUAUCCUGUGAUCUGUAGAAUCAGGCUUCUCCGUUAAUGCAGCCGGUGCUCGUUGCUACUGCAGCCUUACUUUGCUCUUUCAGAGCGUUGUAGCACUUCCAUUUUGUGAUCGAAGUAACCGAGAAGCCAUGCAGUUUGAGAUUGCUCAGAGUCACAGUUGUGGGUUAAACCUGAAAAAGGUUAGUAAUAGGUCAGCCUGUUCUGCACUAGAGGUUUAGCAGUAGAUCAGACUGUUCUACACAGAAGCGCCCUGUCUUGUGGGGGAAUUUCUUUCCAGACAUUGAAUGCUAAAAUGAAAAUGAAACAAUAAUAGCUACUGUCAUAAUAAAUAAUUCUGGACAAAACAAGGAGUGUGAUGCAGUGUGAUCAUCACAGGAGUCAGCACCGAGUCCUUAUGUGAUCUUGACAAGCCACUUAACCUUUUGGUACAAGUUUCCCUGCUUGUAAAAUCCAAAGCUUACAGGGAUGUUGUGAGGUUUCUAAGGGCUUAUAGUGCUUUGAAAUAAGUUGCUGCAAAAUGCUGUGUCAGUUUUUUAUUUGGUUUUCCUUUUUAAAUCUACUUAACCCUGCAAAAUAAUAGGACACUUCAGAAUGACUAAAACAUCUUAAAAAAGGUUUACUGUUUUCCAGGAAUGGUUUUCUCAGGAUUUUUAGAAGCAAUUCCCUUGUAAAGUAUUGGUAUUUUUUAUUUAGUUAUUGAACUGAAGUGUGAGUAAGCAAAGAAUCUGCUGUUUAUUGCAUUCUGAUUUCUGUGUUGGAUUAAAAUUCUGCAGAAAUUUCCCCUUAUGUUGGGAAGGAAACAAGUCAGUGAAACGAAAACAAGUUUUAAAAAUGUUUGAUUUUCGUGUUUUCUGGUGGAGAGAUUUUGUCCUGUGACAUGAUUCAGAGCGUGUUUUAUGGGAGAGUUUAUUUGGUAAUUUAUUUUGAAGGCGAGAUGGUAUUAAAAGAUGCUUCUGAAUAAACAAAUUGC